AGUCAGUGUUCCGAACCUGCUACGUGCGCGCACUCAGGACGAGUCGGUGCGUGCUCGCGAAAUCACCCAGGCACCGAUGUGGCGUCGUCGGUCGCAACAAGUGUCUCUGAAUGGAAUGCGGUGCUUCGCCCACAAGCUUUACCCGAAAACCUGAGGAAAUCGGAGUUGAUUUCAAUCUCUCGAGGAGUGAGGAAAAACCUUGUCGGGAAAAAGAGUAGGUCGAGAUAUGCGGGAGAAAAGGAGGAAGAAGAGUUGUAAAGAAGAAGAAGAAGAAGAAGAAGAAGAGGAGGAGAGUUGGCACGAAGACGAAGCGUCUAAGGAUGAACGAGGUUAAUUUGAGGCGAGAGUCUUCAGGGUCGCGAUUCGAAGGACAGUUUUAAUUUCGAAGGACAGCCCUAGAGCGUUCUCUUGGGAAAUAAAGCGAAGUUUGAAUCUUUCGUUGUGCGAGCCAAGGAUCCCAUGAGAGCCCUUUCGUUCGAGAACCUAAGGAGGCUCGUCGGUCGGAGGAAGGAUCGCGAUGAGCCUUCCUUCGAACGCAGCGAGUCCUUCAAGCGGAUUUCCAUUAGGAAGAGUUACUUGGAUCGUGGCAAGAGAAGACACCGAUUGCAGAAGGUGGUCGAUCCCGAGGAGUCGAGACUAAGGUCUAAGAUUCUUCUGCGAUGCAAUGAGGAGGAGAACACUGAGGACGAGAAGAGAAUCGACUCUCCGGACGGGACUAUUGUUUAUGACGACUGGAUUCAUUCGGCGUACGCCAAGAAAGUCGAUUCUUGCUCCAUUGAUUCGAUUCACUCGAAUUCGAGGGAAUUCGAUCCAAGAAAGGACUCGAAGAAUUCUAGGAAGGAGUCGGAGUCGAAUUCGAAUUCUUUCGGUUCGAAGAAGAAGAGAGUACCCCCAAAGAGGAAUCCCGAACGGAGAAAAGCUCCUCCACCGCCACCACCUAGGAAUAUUGAGUUGUCGCCCGUUUUGAUUGAACUUCCCCAAGAAAACGAGGAGGAGAAUAAUGUUUCUUUGGGACGAGUUUGGACCCAAUCGUUCUCAUCAGGCCAUGGGACGGAAGUGUCCUCUAGGGAUGAGAAACCACGGCAAGCUUCUCUUUCAGAGAAGACAAAGAGCGAUUCUUCCCGAGAUGGGAGCAGAUCUGGUUUUAGUUUUUCUCUGUCCAUCUCUAGAUUGACAACUGACUUGCGAGCCGCUGCGGUCACUACCAGGAACGGAUUGUUUAGACGGAAAAAAGGGUCGAAACCAUCGCCGAGUGUCAGUGCGGAGGGUUAUUUCGAAAGAACAGCGGCGGCGUCAUCAAUGCGGCGAUCAGGGAGGACGAACUGCUCGCGAAGACGAACCUACUGCUCGAGAAGGAGGAAAAUAGUGACCACCAGUCCCUUGAAGCCCAAGGUUCCUGGGAGUCCGGUGUGGUUCGUGCCUCCUGAGAGGCGUCGCUCCGCGAGGCAGAAGGGCAGGGUUUGGCGAGAGGUCAGAUAUUUUCCCGAGGAUCACGUGCAGGGGGAGGAUCUUCUCAAGAGACGUGACCUCGAGGAGAGAACCAACGACUGGUCAUCGAAUCUCUCCGAUGAGUUCGACGACCGGAAGUUACUUCUGUCCGGUGACUUUGACGAGCGAGUGAGAAACGAAGAAGAUGAAAAAACGAAUUAUCAGAAGGAGAAUAAAAGAAAUGAACUUAAUUCGAAAAGUGUUGAUUCUUCCUUACAGUCCUCGACCACUUCGCUGAUAUCGAGUGACGACGAUCAGAGAGUGCCACCGAAAAUCAGUGAUUUUAAUGAGGAUAAAAUAUUCUGCGAGGAAUUUCGUGGUGAGAUGGCAGUGACUAGUCGAGGGGGGAAUUAUUUUGCGAGUAGUCAAUUUUUGGGUUUUCUCUCGAAAAAAGAGGUGGAAGUUCCGUUUAAAAAUAGUGCUGGAUCGAGGUAUCGAUGUUUGUCGUCGAGUGAGAGCGAAACCGAAGUGGUGCUUUUUGUGGAUAAGAAAGAAAACAGCUCAAGAGAUGUGGAUUGUGAGAGCAGUGAAAGUUAUAGAAGUCGAUCUGUUGUUUUGAUAUUGGAGGGACAAAGGUCGAGUGUGAGGAGGUCGGAGGUAGUCGCAGGACCCAGAAGACGACCGUUGAGGAGGAAGUCCCAAUUGAGAAGGGCCAACUGCAGGGGACAACCUGUUUAUCUAGCUAGGAAACGUUCAUCCCUCAGAAGACGACCCUGCAGGGACAUAACGCAAAAGGGUUAUGAGAAGAAACGGACGCGUCUGCUGCAGCAAUAUGCGUCAAAGCAGUUGGGGAGUGGAAACGUUGGAAGUGGUGGAAGUUGUGAGGCGGAUAGAACGGGUUUCGGGAGCGGUGGAGGUGGUGGUGCUGGACGCCCGCAACCACGUGCACGGCGUACGCAACGUCGUGUCACUCACUCCGAGAAACGCUAUCACUCAGGAGGCCGGAUGAUUCCUGGAGGGAUCGUCAGUCCCCCAGGAACUGGCGGCUCCACGGGGAACAUCGGGAACACGAAUUCGGCAGCCAUCAGACGUGGGAAUCGCAGACUCACGCGGAAUGAAAGCCGCUAUCACUCUGAGGUGCGCCAGGAAGCUGUGCAGCAGGCGCUGGCGGCGAUGCAGAGCCGACCGAAGCCCUCGCUGCCGAUGCCAUCGAAGAGGACGUCCGUGAUGGCGCGGAGUCCGGAGCGUGAGCGCCGCGACGGCGGAGGGGUCGGCGACUCGAGCAGCGACGAGGACAGCGUCGUGACGGAGGAGAGUCCGGGCGCGGGCGGCCCCAGCGGCACGGGCCUCUCCGACACCAGCAGCACGGGGUCGGCGCGCGACACUCCGCCGCCGCCGAGACCGCCGGCCAGGCGCCCGCCCGCCGACAUCACCGACAUCGCCGAGUACUCGCCGCACGCCUACUGCAACCUGGUGCAGCCGCCCGACGUCACGCACACCACGCAGAAUCGGCGGCCCGUCAUCGCCGACCACGUCAACCGCUACCACGCGGUCGAGGACAACAACACCGGCACCACCGGCCGCUGGAAAGUGUCCGCUAAAAUUCAGCAGCUACUCAACACGCUCAAGCGGCCCAAGCGCCGACCGCUGCCCGAGUUCUACGAGGACGACGACAUCGAGCUCGAGAUCGCCGCCAACCCCAAGGACCCCAACGCACCCAAACCCGAGGGCGGGUCGAUGACCUCUGCGGUCGGCGAGCAGAUGUCCGUGGCCUCCGGACUGCCAAGGUCGCUCGAGGCCGCGAUUCUAAGGUACGGCUCAGCUACAUACAAGGCACCAGCUGCGACGGUUUUGGAUCCGAAUGGCAAACUCUGCAUAACCUUGACAUAUGGCAAACUUCUAAGCCGCUCCCAUAAGAUAGCCUACACUUUAUUAAACAAAACAUUGAGUCGUGCCGGCGACUGCUGCCUCAAGCCGGGCGACAGAAUCGCUCUAGUUUAUCCGAACAACGACCCAAUCAGCUUUCUUUGUGCUUUCUACGGGUGUCUUCAAGCUGGAAUCGUCCCUGUUCCAAUAGAGGUCCCUCUGACUCGCCGGGAUGCUGGCUCCCAGCAAAUCGGCUUCCUACUAGGCAGCUGCGGCAUUCAGGUGGCGUUGACAAGUGAAGCAUGCCUGAAAGGUCUUCCGAAGACGACGGCGGGCGAGGUGGUGGCAUUCAAGGGCUGGCCGAAGCUGCACUGGUUCGUCACCGAGCACCUGGCGAAGACGCCCAAGGACUGGCUGCCGCCGCCGCGCCUCACGGACGACACGCCCGCCUACAUCGAGUACACCACCGACAGGGACGGCUCCGUGAUGGGCGUGACGGUGACCCGGGCGGCGAUGCUCUCGCACUGCCGCGCCCUGACGCAGGCCUGCGGCUACACCGAGGGCGAGAUCGCCGUCUGCGUGCUCGACUUCAAGCGCGAGGUGGGCCUGUGGCACGCGACCCUCACCAGCAUCCUCAACGGCAUGCACGUCAUCUUCAUCCCCUACGCGCUGAUGAAGGUGAACCCGGCCAGCUGGAUGCAGAUGAUCACCAAGCACCGCGCCAGCGUGGCCGUGGUCAAGUCCCGGGACCUGCACUGGGGCCUGCUGGCCACCAAGGACCACAAGGACAUCACGCUGUCGUCCCUCCGGCUGUUGCUCGUGGCCGACGGCGCGAACCCCUGGUCGCUGUCCUCGUGCGACCAGUUCCUCUCGGUGUUCCAGUCGAAGGGCCUGCGCCCGGACGCCGUGUGCCCCUGCGCCUCGUCCAGCGAGGCUCUCACGGUCUCCAUUCGGCGGCCCGGUCGCGCGGGUGUCAACGCCACGGGCAGGGGCGUCUUGUCCAUGUCGGGCCUCAGCUACGGCGUCGUUCGCGUCGACCAGGAGAAUUCACUUACGUCACUGACUCUCCAGGAUUGCGGUCAAGUCAUGCCCGGCAGUGUCGUAGUCGUGAUAAAAAUGGAAGGACCAGCAAACAUUUGCAAAACAGACGAAGUUGGAGAGAUAUGUGUGCAUAAUCAAACGACUGGAAAUCAAUAUUGGGGAUUGCAAGGACUGACUAAUAAUACUUUUAAAGUGGCACCUUUGCAAGCAGAAGGAACCGCCCUGGGCAAUGAGGAGUACACACGUUCGGGUCUCCUCGGAUUCCUGGGACCUGGAGGACUUGUUUUCGUCUGUGGCUCGCGUGACGGACUCAUGACUGUCACCGGCAGGAAGCACAAUGCGGACGAUAUAAUUGCCACUGUUUUAGCUGUCGAACCAACCAAGUUUAUUUAUCGAGGCAGAAUUGCUGUGUUUAGUGUCCGGGUCUUGCGGGACGAGAGGAUAUGUGUUGUCGCUGAACAACGACCCGAUUGCAGUGAAGAAGAGAGCUUCCAGUGGAUGUCGAGAGUGCUGCAGGCCGUGGACUCGAUCCACGCCGUGGGAAUUUACUGCCUCGCGCUGGUGCCGCCGAACUACUUGCCCAAGACGCCCCUGGGUGGAAUCCACCUCUCCGAGACGAAGAGACGCUUCCUGGAGGGCACACUCCACCCGGCAAAUGUCCUCCUCUGUCCUCAUACUUGCGUGACAAAUUUACCAAAACCUCGUGAAGUACAUUCCGCGGGGGAUUCUGUUGCAGACGUGGGUCCAGCCAGCGUCAUGGUCGGCAACAUCGUCCAGGGGAACAGGCUCGCCUCGGCCCAGGGCAGAGACAUGGGAGUCCUAGACGAGGACAGCGACAGUGCCAAAAAGUAUCAAUUUAUUUCGGAAAUUCUGCGAUGGCGAGCGGUCGGCACCUCAGACCAUGUGAUAUUUACGUCCUUGAAUUCGAAGGGAGCGGUCGCCGCCUCACUCUCUUGUUCCCAGCUGCACAAGAAAGCCGAACGAAUUGGAAAUCUACUUCUCGAUCGCGGAAGAAUCAAUACUGGAGAUCAUGUGGCUCUUAUCUUCCCACCUGGCACUGAUUUAAUUUGUGCCUUCUAUGGCUGUCUGUACGUCGGCGCUGUUCCCGUUACAAUCAGGCCUCCACAUCCGCAGAAUCUCCAGACAACGCUUCCAACCGUCAAGAUGAUCGUGGACGUCAGUAAAUCCGUGAUGAUACUCACGAAUCAGAAUCUUUUAAAGUUACUCAAGUCUAAGGAAGCUAACAAUGUCGUGGAGAUCAAAAGCUGGCCGACGAUCCUCGACAUGGACGACAUGCCAAAGAAAAAGUUGCCAGUCAUGUAUCGUGCCCCGACAGCCGAAAUGUUGGCCUAUCUCGACUUCAGCGUCUCGACAACGGGAAUGCUGGCUGGAAUAAAAAUGUCUCACGCAGCCGUCACGUCCCUCUGUCGGGCCAUGAAAUUGUCCUGCGAACUUUAUCCCUCUCGUCAUAUCGCUCUCUGUCUGGACCCCUAUUCCGGAUUGGGAUUCGCUCUCUGGUGCCUUAGCAGUAUCUACAGCGGGCAUCAUUCUAUUCUCAUACCUCCGUCAGAGGUUGAAGCAAACCCAGCUCUCUGGUUAUCAGCCGUGAGUCAUUCCAGAGUAAGAGACACUUUCUGCUCUUAUGGAGUGAUGGAACUUUGCACGAAAGGUUUGGGCUCCUCGGUUCACGCUCUCAAAGCAAGAGGAGUGAGUUUAGCGUGCGUUCGAACCUGCGUUGUAGUCGCCGAAGAAAGGCCGCGAAUCGCUCUCACCACCAGUUUUAGCAAACUAUUCUCUGCUCUUGGAUUAAGUCCUCGUGCCGUGUCUACGUCCUUCGGUUGCAGAGUUAACACCGCCAUUUGUUUACAGGGUGCUUCCAGUCCAGAACCGUCAACAGUGUACGUAGAUCUUCGAGCUUUGAGAAACGAUCGGGUUUCGCUGGUCGAACGAGGAAGUCCUCAUUCUUUAUGUUUGAUGGAGUCGGGGAAACUCUUGCCAGGUGUGAAAGUAAUAAUUGCCAAUCCCGAGACAAAAGGACAGUGCGGAGAUUCGCAUUUGGGUGAAAUUUGGGUUCAGUCGUCACAUAACGCGAGUGGUUACUUCACUAUUUACGGCGAUGAGAGCGACUACGCUGAUCACUUUAAUGCGCGACUCGUUACCGGAAAUACGAAUGAAGUGUACGCUAGAACUGGGUACUUGGGCUUCUUGAGACGCACAGAAUCGGUGCAGCAGUCAGUCGCCGGUGAUCCAAUAAACGACAGUUCAGCUUCUGAGGCUGAUGCUCCGACUGGAGAUGCGGAACUUCAUGACGCUGUCUUCGUCGUUGGAGCUCUCGAUGAAGCCAUUUUACUCAGAGGCAUGAGAUAUCAUCCCAUCGAUAUUGAGAAUAGUGUGAUGAGGUGCCAUAAGAAAAUCGCUGAAUGUGCCGUUUUCACGUGGACCAAUCUUCUCGUGGUGGUGGUGGAAUUAGACGGAAGUGAGAGCGAGGCAUUGGAUCUUGUGGCUCUGGUGACAAGCGCCGUUUUGGAGGAACAUCAUCUCGUUGUCGGUGUGGUCGUGGUCGUCGAUCCAGGUGUAGUGCCCAUCAAUUCGCGUGGUGAAAAACAGAGAAUGCACUUGCGCGACGGCUUCCUCGCCGAUCAACUCGAUCCAAUUUACGUCGCGUACAAUAUGUAAGAAGGCCCCUCCUCGAGUAUCGUCGCACAAUUUUUCUAUAAUACACAAGUCGCUCUCGUUUCUCAUCGCUUCGUGACCCUGCUUUUCUCUCUCUCUCUCUCUCUCAUUCUCUCUUCUUCAUUUUUUUUCUCCUCCUUAUCAUCGCAUGAGAAAAAACGUAUCACGAGGAAAUCAGGGUUCUUUCCCCCCAUAGAAAUUCAUUACGAAGCGUUAACGCAUCAACGCCUUUAGUAAUUGGCAAAUUUUUGAACAAAAAUUCCCAAUCUAUUUUAUUUCGUCAAAUUUUUAACUUUUAACCGAUUUAAGAGUUUUUGUCAAUUUAUUUUCAAAAAAGGACUUUUUUGAAAUUUGUUUGUUAUUCGAUUUACGCCUUUUAAGCGAUUUGAAUAUUAUUUUUGUUAUGUAGACGAGUCGCGUUUAUUAAGUUAUAUGUGUGAUAAUAAUGGCUCGAAUUUAUGAUCGUCGAUUGACUGCUGUCGUUUUUUCUUUUGCCCUUAAAUUUUAAACAAUGUUUUUUUUUUAAUUGACGUAUUCGUCACGCACAGCUUUUUAAGUGAAAUAUUUUAUCUUCUAUAAGAUAAGAAAAAAAGAAGAAUUGGAAUCGUGAGGAAACCGCUCAAUCAUCGAUUCAAUCAAUUUUUUUUUUUGAUUGUUUCCGAUGGCAAUCACUUCUUUGAAAACCUCUCAAUUUGUUUUUAACCCAUAAUGUACAUUUGUUGAUACUUUUAUAAUUUUAUAUAUACAUAAAAAAAUAUAUAUAUGCCUAUAUAACCCAAAAUUAUUUUAAGCGUUAAAUUGAGACGCGGCACGAGGGUGUGAUCGUGCUCACAGAAUUGUACUAUUUAUCAUCGAUUUUGUACGACUCUCGUGAUCGAGCGAUUAAAAGCGGCCAUUAUGAUAGUGAUGAUUCGAAAAUCCGAAUCGCCACUAGCAAACAAUUUGUAAAUAGGAAAAAAAAAAAAAUAAUUUAAGAGUAAAUUAGAAUUCUUUUGACUGACGGAUUUUGUUUCGUAGUCUGCACAAUUGUCUCCUCUCUUGUCGAUUUUAAGGAACCGUGCCAUUCCGUUCAGCAAGUUUUCUUUUUUUGUAAUUUGUUUUUCGUUGAACAAAUUCUUUUUUUUUCAUAGCGCCCCCGACUUGAAUGUAGGCUUGUGCAAUGUAGGAAAAUUCGAACGCAAGAUCACGUCGAUCUCUUAGCUCGUACGAUAGUAAUUACACGGUAGAACAUCCCUGAGAAAAGAAAAAAAAAUAGCAUGACCCUUUAUCCUGAGACUCCGGGGUUAAUACUCAAAUGCAUCUCUCAUCUGAUUGCUGGUUGCAAGAAAUUCUCGAAUGCUAAACUAUUCUUCGAAAUGCAUCAUUUUACAAGAGAACUGUUAUUUCCCUUUUGAAACCUUCGUGUGCACUCCAUCUCAUUUCAUCAAUCUCGAAUAAACAUUUUAGACUCGCGAUUUCAACAGGAAUGUCUGCUCAGUGGAAAAUUAUCUUUACUAAUUUUUAAAGAGGUCUGGAUUUGUAAAUCACAUUCUCUUUUACAUGAAUUUCUAAUUUCUAUUGUAUAAUUUAUUUUUGUACAUCGCUUUCAAAUGGAAAUGUUUUUUCCAACUCUUGGAAAAAUUUAAUAGAAAAAGUUCUAUGAAGCUGAAAGUCCGCAACGUUUUUAAAAACGAAAAAUUUUAUAAAGUUUUUUUUAGUUCAUCUCAAAUUUUAAUAUGAAAAAUUAAGAAACUAACAUUUUCCUAAAAGAAUGUUACCUACAAAUAUAAUUAAAAUUUGAAACUAAAAUAAAUAUUUUCUUAGAGCAAUUCGACUUGAAUGGAUCCAAUAAAAAAAUAUUUUAAGGGACAUUGUUAUAUUCAAAUUAACAUAACUUCUAAUUAAGAAAUUUUAAUUUUUGUGUAGUGAAUUUUCAAAGUUUUGAAUUUUCAAUUUUUUGAAUUUUUAAUUUGUUGACUACUUUUUAAUUACGAAAC
Messenger RNA from Leptopilina heterotoma, 8984 nucleotides. RefSeq names its product disco-interacting protein 2 (gene DIP2). The transcript has 15 exons. Lineage: Eukaryota; Metazoa; Arthropoda; Insecta; Hymenoptera; Figitidae. The record is from RefSeq and is a predicted model, not a curated record. The coding region runs from base 460 to 7011 and encodes 2183 amino acids.